Rhagoletis zephyria (snowberry fruit fly) is the source of this 571-nucleotide messenger RNA. RefSeq names its product thymosin beta cib (gene cib). NCBI's taxonomy places the organism in Eukaryota, Metazoa, Arthropoda, Insecta, Diptera, Tephritidae. Gene Ontology annotation, cellular component: cytosol. The record is from RefSeq and is a predicted model, not a curated record. Gene Ontology annotation, molecular function: actin monomer binding. Gene Ontology annotation, biological process: actin filament organization.
CAAGUACUAUACCGAUAGUAUCAAAUUUCAAUGUUUCGUUGCCGUUUGGGAGAGUGCCAUUUGUGCUCUCGCUUUCUUUUUUUUUAAUUUUUCCGUAAAGUACAUUUUGAAGUUGGAGUAUUGAGACGUGAGUAAUCGAUUUUUAAUAAAGGAGUGGUCAAAAAGUAGAUAACUAGCCAAAAUUUGUUAUAGCUUCUCAAAGGAAGAGUUAAGUGAUAUACAUAUCCAAAAUGGCAUCUCCCGCACUUAAAGACCUUCCUAAAGUAGCUGAAAACUUGAAAAGUCAACUUGAGGGCUUUAACACUGAACAACUAAAGAACGCUAGCACACAUGAAAAAAUUGUACUCCCCACUGCGGAAGAUGUGGCUGCCGAGAAGACCCAGCAGUCUUUAAUUUCUGGAAUAGCUGCUUUUAAUCCAUCAAACUUGAAGCAUACUGAAACUAAUGAAAAAAAUCCUUUACCCGAUAAGGAAGUUGGCAACAUGGUUUUAUUUAAACACCAAAAUACAUCAAAGUAAACAUAGAAACUAGUUCUUGCAAAUCUAGUAAAUAAAAGAACUUAAUUCAGCUU